Malassezia vespertilionis is the source of this 768-nucleotide messenger RNA. RefSeq lists its product as uncharacterized. Gene Ontology annotation, molecular function: small ribosomal subunit rRNA binding. NCBI's taxonomy places the organism in Eukaryota, Fungi, Basidiomycota, Malasseziomycetes, Malasseziales, Malasseziaceae. Gene Ontology annotation, cellular component: small-subunit processome; nucleolus. The transcript has a single exon. The record is from RefSeq and is a predicted model, not a curated record. The coding region runs from base 1 to 768 and encodes 255 amino acids.
AUGCGGCAGAAGCGCGCGAAGACGUACCGCAGGCUGCUGCACCAGUACGUGCUAUACUUCAAGUUCCGCGAGCCGUUCCAGGUACUUGUGGACAAUACAUUUGCCGAGUCUCUGAUCCAGUUCCGUGUCCAGGAACCUCUUAAGCAGCUCCGAAAUGCGCUGCACGCGGAUAAAGUCAAGCCCAUGAUCACCCAAUGCUGCAUGGUUGCGCUGUACAAUGCCGAAAAAGCCGCGAAGAAAGAAGGGGAGCAAGCGCAUGCACAGGCGAAGCAGGUUGUGGCGCUCGCAAAAGAGUGGGAACGGCGCAAGUGCAAUCAUAAAGAGGCGCUCAGCCCUGCGGAGUGUCUUUACCAAGUCAUCGGCUCCGAGAACAAGCACCGCUACAUUUUAGCCGCAAACGACGUGCUGAUUCGGCGCAUGGAGCGGCGCACGGUACCCGGUCUGCCGAUCGUGCAUUAUGCGCAAAGUGUGUUGGUGUUGGAGCCCAUGAGCGACGUGACGCUACGGCAUAUCGACUAUUUGGACGCGACUAAAUCGGCCGUGUCCGAGACGGAGCGCAAGCUGCUGGACAAAAGCAAGCCGCAAAUUGAGUCUACGAGCGCGCCGAAGCGCAAGCGCACCAAAGGCCCAAAUCCACUUAGCGUCAAGAAACCAAAAAAAGCAGCGCACACCCCGCCGAUGCAGGUCGCUUCGACUGCGCCCCCAACGGCCCAGCAAACGAAACGGCGGCGUAAGAAGCGCGGGAGCGGAAAAGAAGCCGAAUCAUGA